AACCUCGCCGCCGCCGCCGCCGCCGCUUAGUAACGAGUUUCUCCCCUGUUCUCUAUUCUUCACCUGCUACCUUUCCGGCGGAUACCUUUACUGAUUUCUUGACAAGACUGGAAAUUUCCUAGUAACCAAACAGAAAUACUCAAAUACAAGAUGUUUUCUCGCUCUUUCCGAUCAACUUCACUUCUCUUCUUCCACCGCUUUUAUGCAACAGAAAGCUCCAUUCCCAUGGCUGCUCUGUCGCGUCUCAUCUCCACACCCCAAAGCUACUCUUCUUUUACUGGAGUGGCGGAAAGUUUCGGAUUUAUUUCAGCUGCAAAACGUAAUGCGCAGAACUUGGCACCAAAUCUAGUGAGGUCUCUAACAACUACGGUUGAAACUGUUCUUGGGUUCGAUGAGAUGGUCUCUGGGUCCCAUCGUAAGUUUUACUUCUUAGGUGGGAAGGGAGGUGUUGGAAAAACAAGUUGUGCAGCUUCCCUUGCUGUUAAAUUUGCUAACCAUGGACACCCCACCAUUGUAAUCUCAACCGACCCUGCUCACUCCCUGAGUGAUUCUUUUGCCCAGAAUUUGACUGGAGGGAUUCUUAUUCCUGUUGAAGGGUUAGAUUCUCCUCUUUUUGCCCUUGAGCUAAACCCUGAAAAGGCUAAGGAGGAUUUUCUUGCUGCAACUCAAAAGGAUGGUGGCCGUGAAGUUAAAGAUUUUAUGGAUAGCAUGGGCAUGGGAAUGUUUGGUGAUCAGUUAGGGGACCUGAAACUAGGAGAGCUUUUGGACAGUCCACCACCUGGUUUUGAUGAAGCUAUUGCAAUAUCCAAGGUCAUGCAGUUCAUUGAAUCCCCAGAGUAUAAUAUGUUUACCCGAGUAGUUUUUGAUACUGCACCCACGGGCCAUACACUUCGGCUUCUGUCCCUGCCAGACUUCCUGGAUGCAUCAAUUGGCAAGAUAAUGAAGCUUAAGAAGAAGUUAGCUUCAGCAACUUCAGCUCUUAAAUCUGUUUUUGGAAAAGAAGAAGUGCCACAGGCUGCUCCAGACAAACUGGAGCAACUAAGAGAGAGGAUGGUAAAAGUAAGGGACCUUUUCCGUGAUUCCAACACAACUGAGUUUAUUAUAGUAACCAUCCCAACGGUAAUGGCAAUCAAUGAGUCAUCAAGGUUGUGUGCAUCUUUGAGGAAGGAAAGUGUUCCUGUUCAGAGGCUCAUUGUAAAUCAGGUUCUACCACUCACUUCCGACUGCAAGUUUUGUGCAAUGAGAAGGAAGGAUCAACUACGUGCCCUUGACAUUAUCCAGAAAGACCCAGAACUUUCAAGUUUGUGGUUAAUCCAGGCACCCUUAGUUGAUGUAGAGAUACGAGGCAUUCCGGCCCUUAAGUUUAUGGGGGAUAUGGUUUGGAGAUAGAUUAUCAUUCUUUCUUGGGGUAUCCAUCUGAUCAAUUGAUGCAUCUUUUUUCUGGGAAUUGUAAGUCGCCUUCAAACUAUGAGGCAAAGUGGGUUUCAAACUCUGUUGAUCUUUUCCUGAAUUAUAUUAAUUUUGAAAUCCUUUAACUUAAUGAAUUUUCUUGACAAUAGUCUGUACAAAUUUAUCAUACAAAAACAAAAGAACCCAGUAAUGUAAAUGUUACAUUUGAGUAUUCCUAUCAAGAGCUACUU
Molecule: messenger RNA, 1640 nt
Organism: Rubroshorea leprosula
Lineage: Eukaryota; Viridiplantae; Streptophyta; Magnoliopsida; Malvales; Dipterocarpaceae
Source: the annotation of a GenBank genome assembly